Cuscuta campestris is the source of this 2218-nucleotide messenger RNA. The record is from the annotation of a GenBank genome assembly. Lineage: Eukaryota; Viridiplantae; Streptophyta; Magnoliopsida; Solanales; Convolvulaceae.
AUUGGGGUCCAAUCAUGAUAGAGCAAAAUACUUGAAAAGACGCCGCCAAUACAGACAGGUAAGAAAGAAGAAGACUAGAACAACAGCAACAAAACAAGAUUUUGACGAGCGAAAGAAGCGGAGAGAGACCCAGCAGCAAGAAGCCCCACAAAAGUGGGUUUGGCGUCUCGCUGUUUCGGACUCUCACCGGACCUUUUCUCCUUCUCUCAGCCGUCUCUCUCCUUCCACUGUCAAAGAUCCGGCUGAUUCUGACUGGGUCACUGGGGUGAAGGAGAUGAGCUCUGUUUGGCUUGUUAGUUUUGUUUUUUCAUUCCGAAGAACAGUGAAUCUCAUAUCUUGAUUCUUGAGUGGUGUAUUCUGGUUCGUUGGGACUCCGUUAUUCGCAUGGCUGUUGCCAAGAGCAUCAAUAUUACUGAUUCAUCUUCAUCGUCAUAUUGUCCAAGCAAUUGCUAUAAAGUUGCGAAUUUGGAUGAAACCAUAUUGGGCACCAACCAGACUGCUGACCUGAAAGACCGGUAUGUUCUUGGAGGCCAAUUGGGCUGGGGACAGUUUGGCGUAAUCAGACUCUGUUCUGACAAAUUCACUGGGGAGGUGUUGGCCUGCAAGUCAAUAGCAAAGAGCAGAUUGGUCUCCGAGGAAGAUGUGCGGAGUAUUAAGCUUGAGAUUGAGAUAAUGUCCAGGGUUUAUGGGCAUCCAAAUGUUGUGGAUCUUAAGGCCGUGUACGAGGAAGAAGAUUAUGUGCAUAUAGUAAUGGAGUUGUGUGCUGGAGGAGAGCUUUUUCACCAGUUAGAGAAGCAUGGGAGAUUUUCCGAGGGAGAGGCUAGAGUUGUCUUUCGCCACCUGAUGCAAGCUGUGAUGUAUUGCCAUGAAAAAGGCAUUGUCCAUAGAGAUUUGAAGCCAGAAAACAUUCUCUUAGCUACGAGAGCCUCUUCAUCUCCCAUUAAAUUAGCUGAUUUUGGUCUUGCAACAUUUAUAAAACCAGGAGAGAGUUUGCGUGGCACUGUUGGAAGUCCGUUUUAUAUAGCCCCUGAGGUGUUGAAGGGAGGUUAUAACGAAGCAGCUGAUAUAUGGAGUGCUGGUGUUAUUCUGUACAUUCUCCUUAGUGCGAUGCCACCAUUCUGGGGGAAGACUAAGUCUAAAAUAUUUGAUGCUGUUAGGGCAGCUGAUCUGCAGUUUCCUUGUGAUCCCUGGGAUUCUAUUUCUUGUUCAGCAAAAGAGUUGAUAAAGGGGAUGCUUUGCACUGAUCCUUGCCACAGGCUUACAGCUCAGCAGAUUCUAGGUCAUUGUUGGGUAAGUGACGAGUUGGGACUUCACCAAGAGCCAUCUGAACAGGGUAGAAGUAUUAAGGCAUGUUCCGUUGAUAAAGGCUUAUUAUCUUCCCCAUUUAUGGGUAGAGAUGAAGACAUAAGCUUUGGGACAGGGACAACUAUUGCAUGUGAUGCCCAAUCAUCAUUUUCUUCAUUCUUGCCUGCACCACCGUUAACUCCCUACUUUGAGCCAGGUGGCGGGUUUUCUUUUCAAAGCACCUCAGAAUUUUCAACUCCCCUUUCCUCAAUGCCAAGCUUUGCAUUCUCCAGUCCAACCCCUGAUGUUGAUCGAGGUGGCUGCUCUAAGUUUGAUUUCUUGGCAAACCCAUACAAGCAACAACAUGCACUUCAUAAAGAGGCCGGUGGCUCAGGGAAGGUGUUUGUGAUGGAGGACACAACCCUACACUAUGAGGGGCAGGUGGCUGGUGAGGGUAAAAAGGGCAGCGGAUCAAGAAUGCCUGGGAUACACAACAGCAGCAGGAGGAACCAUACAAUAGGUCUUGGUGAAAUUGACUUUAUGGUGACUGAAUCAGUCAUCCGUUGGGCAUCGUGCACUUGUCUUUCAACAGCCACCUCCCUUAGGUCUUCCCUCGUCUGUUGAGUGCUUUGGACUAGCACCUCUUGUACCGGAAGAUCAUAAGAAGAACUAGUCAUCUGGUAGUUUGUAUGUUCACAUUUGUGUGUUUGUUUUUUUGACACAGCGUGCUUAGGUUUCUAAGGUUAAGUGGUUUACAUGAUAAUUACUUACAUUGUACGACGAAAGUGCAACUUAAAUGUUGGUUUCCAACCCAAUACUCACAGUGUUGUUGUAGGUUGUCAGUAGUGAGCCAACUGUUUUUUAUAGAGAGAAAUGAAACUCCAUACAAAGUAUUGCAGAUCAUCUGCUGUGUGAAUAAAGUUCAGUUUGUUUC